Messenger RNA from Hirsutella rhossiliensis, 1563 nucleotides. Its product is annotated as cytochrome p450 domain-containing protein. NCBI's taxonomy places the organism in Eukaryota, Fungi, Ascomycota, Sordariomycetes, Hypocreales, Ophiocordycipitaceae. Gene Ontology annotation, molecular function: heme binding; monooxygenase activity; iron ion binding. The record is from RefSeq and is a predicted model, not a curated record. Bases 1 to 1563 code for a protein of 520 amino acids. The transcript has 3 exons.
AUGCAGCAGACGGUAAAGCUAGAAUUCCAGCAGCCAUCGUCGCUGCUCUUCCUCGUCCUCGCCGGCCUCGCAUACCUCAUAUACCGCCGCGUGGCCCAAUACCUGUUCUCCCGCCGACGAGGCUGCCAAAAGGCGAAGAGCAGAGCACCCGUCAAAGACCCGUAUUUUGGCUUCGACUUCAUCUACGACUCCAUCUUUGGCGGGUCCGAGGAGAAGUACCUCGAGUCGACGCUCGAGACGUUCCGGCGGCUCGGGGCCACGUACACGGUCAAGCGCUGGUCGUGGGAGGUGAUUUACACGGCCGACGGGCGCAACAUUAAGUACCUUCUCGCGGGGGGGUUCGGCGACUUUGCCCUGCCGCGGCUGAGGGUGGCGGCCAUGAGCACGCUGCUGGGACGGGGCAUCUUCACCCUCAACGGGACGGCGUGGGCCCAUGCGAGGGCGGUGCUGAAGCCCAUGUUUGCCCGGCUCGACAAGCAGGCCGUGACGAGCGCUCUUGAGCCCCAUUUCCAAGCCAUGCUCGGCCGCUUCCCCGGCACAGCCCCCGUCGACCUGCAGUCGCUCUUCUUCCGGCUGGCCAUGGACUUUGCCGCCGACCAUCUCAUGGGGAACCCGGGGUCGGUGCCGGCGGCGGGGGAGCAUGCCAGAGCCGAGCGCUUCGUUGACGACUACAUGGCCUGCUCAAGGGAGGUAGUCAAGAAGCUGAGGCUCGGCCCGCUCCAGCACUUACGGUUCAGUGUGGCUGCCUUUCUAGCCAAGAGGAGGGUGUUCCGGUACAUUGACGACUUUAUCGACGAGGCGCUGGCGCGGGACGGCCGACGAGACCCGGACGGCGCGUCGUCCGGACCAGUGGGGCGGACCGGCCGGGGGACCGGCAGCAUACUGAGCGAGCUGGCGGCCGUGACGCAGGACCGCAAGACGCUGCGGGACCAGGUGUUGCACAUCCUGGUUGCGAGCCGCGAUACCACGGCCAGUGUCUUGAGCAACCUGUUCUUCGUCCUGGCCCAGAACCCGAAAGCGUACCGGCGGCUUCGGAAAGAGGUGCUGGCCGUGGCCGGCGAUGAGAUGCCCACGACGGCGCAGCUGAGGCAGAUGGAGUACGUGAGAUGGUGUGUCGACGAAUCGCUGCGACUCCACCCCGUCAUCCCCGUCAACGCGCGCGAAGCAACGCGCGACACAGCGCUGCCGCACGGGGGCGGCGCCGACGGCAAUGCGCCGCUGCUCAUCCCCCGGGGCGUCGUCGUCAUGUACAACACGUACGCUCUGCACCGCGACGAGGGCGUCUUUGGCAGCCGGCCCGAGGCCUUUGAGCCCGAGCGCUGGCGCGGCCUGCGUCCGGGUUGGGGGUAUUUGCCGUUUAGCGGAGGACCGAGGAUCUGCAUGGGACAGCAGCUGGCGCUAACCGAGGUGCAAUAUAUCGCAGCUCGGAUGGCGCAGACCUUCGAGGCCAUUGAGGGCCGUGGCGAGAGGGAAUGGGUUGAGGUCGAUGCAUUGGCCACGACGUGCAGAGGCGGCGUCAAGGUCAGUCUGCAAAGGGCGCAGGCGCGAGAGCCGUCAUCAUGA